Molecule: messenger RNA, 935 nt
Organism: Colias croceus (clouded yellow)
Lineage: Eukaryota; Metazoa; Arthropoda; Insecta; Lepidoptera; Pieridae
Product: chromobox protein homolog 1-like
Exons: 7
Coding region: 109-909 (266 amino acids)
Biological process (GO): chromatin organization; negative regulation of transcription by RNA polymerase II
Cellular component (GO): pericentric heterochromatin; nucleus
Molecular function (GO): chromatin binding
Source: RefSeq, a predicted model, not a curated record
UGUACCGCGUCAAUAGAUCUGUGGCCGUGUGGCGUCAAUCGUCAUUUUUUGGUUGUUUGACUUUUCUAUUUCUAUUUUAUUUACACACAUCUAAGAACUAAAAUCAUUAUGGAUGAAAAUAUGGAGCCCUUGCCUCAACCUAAUAUAGAGUUCCCUCCAAGGGAAGCCGCGAUGGAAACUGAGCAACCAAGUGAGAAACCUACGUCUCAGCCGUCUGAAAUAACUGGUCCACAAAGUGGGAGGCAUGAGGAAUUUUCUGUAGAGAAAGUGUUGGACAGAAGAAUCAAGAAUGGCAAGGUCGAAUAUUUACUGAAAUGGAAGGGCUACUCUAAUGAAGAUAACACAUGGGAGCCUGAAGACAAUCUCGACUGUCCAGAGUUAAUAUCGGCUUAUGAAGAAGCAAGAUUGAAACGGGAGCGAGAAGCAGCACCACCCGCUGAGGCUAUUGAUGAAGGACAAACUAUAAGGAAGAGGUCAAAGAGAGGGGAUAAAAAGAAAAAUAGGGUUGAGGAAAUUGAAAAACCAAGAGGUCUAGCGAGGGGCCUACUUCCACAAAAAAUUUUAGCUGGUCAACUGUUUCAUGGUACUUUGUUCUUUUUAGUACAAUGGCAAGGCUGCACAGAAAUGGAUGUGGUACCCGGCCACGAACUGGGCCAAGCUUAUCCAGAUUUUGUGAUCAAAUAUUACGAGAGCUGUGCACCAUUUAGUGUGAGACAUCCAACGAGAUUAGUGCCGCGAGCUGUGCCAGAGGAUACUCCAGAAGAAACUAUAGAGAGUUCAAGCACACCCAUGGAUGUGAAUGAGACAGCAGAAGAGAGCACUAUUGAACCACAAAUAAGUGAAGUCACAGAGCCUGCACAACCAACACCUGAGACUGAAAGCCAACCUGUGGAAGUUCCCGUUAAUUAAUAAUAAAUAAUUAUAUGUAAAAUAAG